Messenger RNA from Penicillium taxi, 1095 nucleotides. Its product is annotated as mannose-1-phosphate guanyltransferase. Gene Ontology annotation, molecular function: mannose-1-phosphate guanylyltransferase (GTP) activity; GTP binding. The record is from RefSeq and is a predicted model, not a curated record. NCBI's taxonomy places the organism in Eukaryota, Fungi, Ascomycota, Eurotiomycetes, Eurotiales, Aspergillaceae. Gene Ontology annotation, cellular component: cytoplasm. The transcript has 4 exons. Gene Ontology annotation, biological process: GDP-mannose biosynthetic process; cell wall mannoprotein biosynthetic process. Bases 1 to 1095 code for a protein of 364 amino acids.
AUGAAGGCUCUCAUUCUUGUCGGAGGCUUCGGUACUCGCCUGCGUCCUUUGACCCUCACACUUCCCAAGCCUCUGGUCGAGUUUGGCAACCGGCCUAUGAUCCUUCACCAGGUUGAGAGUCUGGCUGCUGCUGGUGUCACUGACAUUGUCCUCGCGGUCAACUACCGUCCCGAUGUUAUGGUCGCCGCCCUCAAGAAGUAUGAAGAGCUUUACAACGUCAACAUUGAAUUCUCAGUCGAGACAGAACCAUUGGGCACAGCUGGCCCAUUGAAGUUGGCCGAGAAGACCCUUGGUAAGGACGACUCGCCUUUCUUCGUAUUGAAUUCCGAUGUCAUCUGUGACUUCCCCUUCCAAAAACUCGCCGCCUUCCACAAGAGCCACGGACAAGAGGGUACCAUUGUGGUCACAAAGGUUGACGAGCCCUCCAAGUACGGUGUCGUUGUUCACAAGCCCAACCACUCCUCUAGAAUUGACCGAUUCGUUGAGAAGCCUGUCGAGUUUGUCGGCAACCGCAUCAACGCCGGUAUCUACAUCUUGAACCCUAGUGUUCUGAAACGCAUUGACCUACGCCCCACAUCUAUUGAGCAGGAGACCUUCCCCGCCAUAUGCAAGGAUGGUGAGCUGCACUCCUUCGACCUCGAUGGCUUCUGGAUGGAUGUUGGCCAGCCCAAGGACUUCCUUACCGGUACCUGCCUGUACUUGACCUCCUUGGCCAAGCAGAACUCCAAGAAGCUUGUCUCUCUUUCCGAGCCCUACGUGCACGGCGGCAAUGUUAUGGUUGACCCCACCGCUAAGAUUGGCAACAACUGCCGUAUCGGCCCCAACGUGGUCAUUGGACCUAACGUUGUUAUUGGUGACGGUGUCCGCCUCCAGCGUUGCGUUGUGAUGGAGAACAGCAAGGUCAAGGACCACGCCUGGAUCAAGUCUACUAUCGUUGGCUGGAACAGCUCCGUAGGUCGCUGGGCUCGUCUGGAGAAUGUCACCGUCCUCGGUGACGAUGUGACCAUCGCUGAUGAGGUCUAUGUCAACGGUGGCUCCAUUCUGCCCCACAAGAGCAUCAAACAGAACAUUGAUGUUCCCGCGAUUAUCAUGUAA